AGCGGUCACUUUUCUGUAUUUUCUUUCUAAGGGCAGUAGUUUCGAUCGUAUAUCCCUCUGUAAGUACUUCAUAGUGGGUGCUAUAUCGGCGGAAGGUUGGGGAUUCCGGCGCUGCCGUUGGCAUGUUUUUGAAUUCAUAAGAUUUUUCCUCUUCUUUGCAAUUGGUAGCGAGGGGCUUCAAGGGGGUGGAAAGUGACGGACGAGCCUUGAGAAUUUCAAUAUCAAGGGUGAAGAGAAGAAACACCUUAUGCCCCUUCUCUUCGGAAGAUAUAGAUGUCGCACUUUGAUAAGAAAGCAGAGGAUGACCUCUAGUCCCGAAAUUUCCGCUACCAUGGGCAAUAUUUGUCGAAAAGCAGUCGCGUGUCUUCAAUUUGCAGGUGCCUUGCGCGCUACCUCUAGAGAUAAUUUCCGUCUCCUCUAAUCAGAUUUUGUCUCUGAAGAGGGCAGAAAGAAGACCAGCUACGCUGACGAGAGAUCCUAACUCGUCACGAUUGCUCUUUCCAAAAAUGUCCGCCACUGUCGUUCCUCGCUGAUGGCCAUGCCUUCCAAUCCCCCUUUUUUUUUUUAUCCAACAAAAAGCUUUGUUUUGGGCUAGUCAGCUUGGACGCCAGGGCACAAGGAGACAGGUAUAGUGACACAGCCGCCAAGACAUAGCAGAGGCGAAUGGAGUCGAAGACAGCGCCAGCCUCUUGGGUGCCCGCUUUCUUUGCGUAGCAAGAUCGUGCGCACCCUGGCUGUGUCUUCCCAAGCGUGACGGGGUGGAGCGAUUACGUACCUACGAGGAUGAGGAGCCUCGGCUUGCUAAAACAUCAUUGCGGACGGCCCCGCAUUGAUGUUGGACAAGUCCCGAAGACGCAUGUUGAUCACGUUGAACCGCGGCGGAGGAGGAGAUGAGCAGAGACCUAUCUUAAUCCUCCUUGAACACUAGGAUCUGCACUACUUCUCUUUGCUUAUGGUUUAUAGUUGAUCUCAUACAAAAAAAAUGUGCAAAAUGCUUCGCGGGAAGACCGCGGGGCCAACGACGCGCUCACCUGGUCAAGGUGAUGGCGCGACCGGAACUUCUCCCGUCGCCCCGCAACGACAGCGAGUUGAUGACACGGUGGCUCGACCAGCUUCGGCGAAGUGGCUGGUCGUGGUCUUAUUUUGAAAAUAAUGAAACUUGAAGGGGACGACGAGAGUGUUCUGGUCGGCAUUUUGCGAGGACGUCGGGUAAAGAAACUCCAUCUGGUGCACUAGCACCAGUUGUAGCAUCAUCAUUAUCAUCCGUCGACAAUGCAACAUCUUCACCCGCCCUCACCGUAAGACCGAC
Molecule: messenger RNA, 1309 nt
Organism: Amoebophrya sp. A120
Lineage: Eukaryota; Dinophyceae; Syndiniales; Amoebophryaceae
Source: the annotation of a GenBank genome assembly